This is a messenger RNA of Poecilia latipinna (sailfin molly), 1210 nucleotides long. RefSeq names its product short transient receptor potential channel 4-like. Gene Ontology annotation, biological process: regulation of cytosolic calcium ion concentration; calcium ion transmembrane transport. The annotation marks the transcript as partial. Gene Ontology annotation, molecular function: protein binding; store-operated calcium channel activity; inositol 1,4,5 trisphosphate binding. Lineage: Eukaryota; Metazoa; Chordata; Actinopteri; Cyprinodontiformes; Poeciliidae. Gene Ontology annotation, cellular component: cation channel complex; plasma membrane. The record is from RefSeq and is a predicted model, not a curated record. The transcript has 3 exons.
UGAAAGCUCAUUCAUCUUCAGCAGCCUGGAGCGGAUGUGUCACUUCGAUCCACUCUGCAUCACUUGACGCAUCAGUGUAACAGGAAAAACAAAAUAUAUGUAGUUAGUAAGUUGACCGAAGUGUUGGAUAGGAGCAGUGGACACUGGAUGCGACAGGCGGUUUGGUGAAGGUUUGAACAAUGCGAGAACGACCCUCGAACUUCCUGAUCUGGAAACAGUUUUUCUAACGAGGGAUUUAUCUGAAUCACACCCAGAAGGAAACCGACUUAUAGACAAUUAUAGCAAAAAAUACAUAAAUAAAUAAAAAGAAAAAAUGGCUCAACUAUUUUACAAGAGAACUGACAACUCCACAUACAAUGACCGUCUCCCACUGCGGGUUGUGCGGGCAGAAGCUGAGCUCUCUCCCAUGGAGAAGGUCUACCUGGGGGCCGUAGAAAGAGGGGACUACGCGAGUGUAAAACAAGCGUUAGAGGAGGCUGAGAUCUACUUCAGAAUCAAUAUCAACUGCAUCGACCCGCUGGGACGCACGGCCCUCCUUAUUGCCAUCGAAAACGAGAACCUGGAGAUCAUAGAGCUCCUGCUCAGCUAUAACAUUCAUGUGGGUGAUGCCCUGCUGCACGCCAUUCGUAAGGAAGUAGUGGGGGCCGUUGAGCUGCUCCUCAAUCACAAGAGGCCACGUGGAGAAAAACAGAUCCCCCCAAUUCUGUUGGACAAACAGUUUUCAGACUUCACUCCAGACAUUACUCCAAUCAUCCUUGCAGCUCAGACAAACAACUAUGAGAUCAUCAAAUUGCUUCUGCAACGAGGUGUUUCUGUACCUCAGCCACAUGCUGUGCGUUGCAACUGCAUGGACUGCAUGUCCCACACAGACGUGGACAGCCUUCGUCACUCACGUUCUCGUCUUAACAUCUACAAGGCCCUUGCCAGCCCCUCUCUCAUUGCCCUCUCCAGUGAAGAUCCGUUCCUGACGGCUUUUCAGCUCAGCUGGGAGCUGAAGGAGCUCAGCACAGUGGAGAAUGAGUUCAAGUCAGAGUACGAAGAGUUGUCCCAUAUGUGCAAACAAUUUGCAAAAGACCUUCUGGACCAGACUCGAAGCUCGAAGGAGCUGGAUAUAAUUCUCAACUACCAUGAUGACACUGAUCCUCUGAUGGAUGAGAACAACAAUGACCUAGCCCGUUUGAAACUGGCAAUCAAAUACUCCCAGAAGGAG